AAGAAAAAACAGAAAAGGCAAAGGGGAAGUUGAGUUAAAUUGAUCCUCCUUUUUGGGCAUUUCCAGGCUGUCCCUCUUCUUCCACUCUCUCUAUCUCUUCUAUGAUUGACUCACUCUUUUCUAUUUCCUUAUUGAAUUCCCUUUUGGCUUUUUUCUCCCCUUUCUUGGAUCCUUCCACUUCCCCCACUUUUCUUUUUAUUAUUCCUUCUCCAAUCCCUUCCUCUUCAUCAUAUAGAUUCCUCCCCCUCCCCCUUGUGCAUAAAAAUCAUCAUACGCAGCCAUCACUUUCCCCCCUUGAUUUCUCCUGGUUUUGGUGUUCUUGAUAUGGCUGAAGAGCACGGGUUUCAGGCUCCCGAAGGCCACCGCUUGUGCGUCAAUAACUGCGGCUUUUUCGGCAGCCCUGCCACGCAAAAUAUGUGUUCUAAAUGUUACAGGGACCUUUCCAUCAAGAAAUCUGCUGAUUUUUCCACUCCCUCGACUGCGCCGCCGCCGUCCACCGCGGCGCAGCUGAGUCUUUCCUCGCCGGACAAGGCUGAGUCCUCCGUCGCGACGGUGGCGGCUCAGUCUCCCCCGAUGCCGGUACAGCAGCAGGCACAGCCGCAGCCGCAGCCGCCGACGAACCGGUGCUCCACGUGCAGGAAGAAGGUGGGGCUGACGGGGUUCAGGUGCAGGUGCGGGAUCACCUUCUGUGGGAGCCACCGGUACCCGGAGAAGCACGGAUGCACGUUUGAUUUCAAGGCCAUGGGAAGGGAGGCCAUCGCUAAGGCUAAUCCGGUGGUCAAAGCCGACAAGCUGGACAAGAUUUGAUCCUGAGCCGUCGGAUUUCUUCAUUGUAGGGAUGAGUGGUCGAGAUGGGUCGGCCACGGUGGUUAUAAGAAAAGAAAUGAUGAUCCUGUGAAUUUGAUGUGUAUAAUUUUUACGUUUUAUUAAUUAAAAAUUUAAUAUAAUUUUCUUCAUUUAGUAGUCUA
Molecule: messenger RNA, 968 nt
Organism: Sesamum indicum (sesame)
Lineage: Eukaryota; Viridiplantae; Streptophyta; Magnoliopsida; Lamiales; Pedaliaceae
Product: A20/AN1-like zinc finger family protein
Molecular function (GO): zinc ion binding; DNA binding
Source: RefSeq, a predicted model, not a curated record